Molecule: messenger RNA, 1701 nt
Organism: Colletotrichum higginsianum IMI 349063
Lineage: Eukaryota; Fungi; Ascomycota; Sordariomycetes; Glomerellales; Glomerellaceae
Product: Ubiquitin carboxyl-terminal hydrolase
Exons: 2
Coding region: 1-1701 (566 amino acids)
Biological process (GO): proteasome-mediated ubiquitin-dependent protein catabolic process; regulation of proteasomal protein catabolic process; protein deubiquitination
Molecular function (GO): protein binding; proteasome binding; cysteine-type deubiquitinase activity
Source: RefSeq, a predicted model, not a curated record
AUGGCGUCAAUACCCGUCACCGUCAGCCACCAAGGCACCAAAUACAAAGUCGAAAUCGACACCUCCUCCAACGGCGAAACCUUCAAGUACCAACUCUACAGCUUGACGGGCGUCGAGCCUGAUCGCCAGAAGAUUCUCGUCAAGGGCAAGCAGGUCAAAGACGAUGACGACAUGUCCAAGUUCGGCCUCAAGGCUGGCGCCACCCUCAUGAUGAUGGGCAAGCCAUCUGGGGAGAACGCGGACCUCGCCCGUCCCAAGGAAGCAAUCAAAUUUGUCGAGGACAUGACCGAAGCCGAAGCCGCUCAACAGGAGGGCGCCACACCCGCCGGCCUCACUAACUUGGGCAACACCUGCUACCUCAACUCGACCCUCCAGACCCUCCGAUCGAUUCCCGAGCUCCAGAGCGCUCUCACCACAUACAAGUCGGGCAGUGGCGGAGCCGGCAGCAGCUUCGGCCUUAGCUCGACCGAUAUUGCUACCCAGCUCAUGGAUCUGUACAAGAACAUGUCGGAGACUCAGGGUAGCAUCCCCCCGCUCACCUUCUUGAGCACUCUCCGCAUGGUCUACCCGCAGUUCGCCGAGAAGUCCAAGACCGGAGCUGGAUACGCCCAGCAGGAUGCCGAGGAGGCCUGGUCUCAGAUCAUCUCCCAGCUGAAGCAGAAGCUUUCCGAGUCGGAAGGCUCCUCCUUUGUCGACAGAUACAUGGCCGGAGAGCUCCAAUCCACGCUUGAGGUCGACGAGCAAGCCGCCAGGGACGCUGGCGAGGAGCCGAUCAAAUCAAGCGAGAGCUUUCUCAAGCUCAACUGCCACAUUGACAGCACCGUCAACCACCUGCGUGACGGUAUCUUGGCUGCCCUGACGGAGAAGUUGGAGAAGAAGUCGGCGGUUCUGGACAGAGACACGACCUACACCAAGAAGUCGCUGAUCUCACGACUGCCCAAGUACCUCGCCGUUCACUUUGUUCGUUUCUUCUGGAAGCGUGAGGUCCAGAAGAAGGCCAAGAUCAUGCGCAAGGUCACCUUUCCCCAUGAGCUUGAUGUUGUUGAGUUCUGCACCGAUGAGCUGAAGAAGGCCCUCGUCCCUGUGCGCGACAAGGUUCGUGAGAUUCGCAAGGACGAGGAGGAUAUCGAGCGAGCUCGGAAGAGACGUAAGAUUAACCCUGUCGACCGCGGCGAUAUUGCCGGAGCCUCUGGCGGCCCCGAGGGCAAGACGGCUUUGGAGAAGGCCAACGACAAGAAGGCGGAGAGAUCUGGAAAGCACAUCGCCACCACUUCGGACGGCGAUACCGAGAUGGCCGAGACCUUCAAGACGGACGCUGAGGUCGAGGCCGAGAAGGACGCGGCCCUCGUCGCUGCCAAGAAGGAGCUCUAUGCCUUGGUCAACCAGGAUCUGGUCAAGGACGAGGGCGCCAACCAGUCGGGGAUUUACGAGCUGCGUGGCGUCGUUACUCACCAGGGAGCGAGCGCCGACAGCGGCCACUACACGGCAUACGUCAAGAAGACUGCCCCUGUAGACCCCAAGACCGGCAAGAAGGGCGAGGAGGACGGCAACUGGUGGUGGUUUAACGACGACAAGGUGUCGGAGGUCACACCCGACAAGAUCGAUGCUUUGGCAGGUGGUGGCGAGUCGCACUCUGCGCUCAUCUGUCUCUACCGAGCCAUCCCCCUCCCGACCAUCGACAACGAGGGCAAGGCUGAGUAA